This is a messenger RNA of Rattus rattus (black rat), 2132 nucleotides long. It is a transcript of the gene Tgm4, whose product is annotated as transglutaminase 4. Gene Ontology annotation, biological process: peptide cross-linking. Lineage: Eukaryota; Metazoa; Chordata; Mammalia; Rodentia; Muridae. The record is from RefSeq and is a predicted model, not a curated record. Bases 7 to 2016 code for a protein of 669 amino acids. Gene Ontology annotation, molecular function: protein-glutamine gamma-glutamyltransferase activity. The transcript is spliced from 14 exons.
AGGACCAUGGACUCCAGGAACAUGCUUGUCGUUUACUCUGUGAACUUGGAGAAAAAGCUGAACGCUGCUGCCCACCACACGAUUGAGUACCAAACUCAGAAGCUCGUGCUCAGGCGUGGACAGAUAUUCACCCUGAAGGUGAUGCUAAACAGACCGCUCCAAUCUCAUGAUGAACUGAAGCUGAUAUUCAAUACUGGACAGGACAUGCCAUUCUACACCGUGGAGCUUGAUCCAAUGGCAUCCCACCGUUCCAACGGCUGGCAGGUGAAGAUUGCUAAACAGUCCGGCGUAGAGGUUGUGCUGAAUGUCAUCAGUGCUGCCGACGCCGUGGUGGGGAGGUACACGAUGAACGUGAACAAAUUUGACGCUGGAGUGUUCUUCCUUCUCUUCAAUCCGUGGUGCUCAGAUGACAGCGUCUUCAUGGCUAGUGAGGAAGAACGAGCAGAGUACGUCCUUAACGAUACCGGUUACAUGUACAUGGGUUUUGCCAAACAGAUUAAAGAGAAGCCCUGGACCUUUGGUCAGUUUGAGAAGUACAUCUUGAACUGCUGCUUCCGAUUGUUGACCCAUUUGGAGCCCAAGGAUAUGCAGAGCCCAGUGCUUGUGUCCAGGGCCAUUUGUACUAUGAUGUGUGCUGCAAACAAUUUUGGAGUGCUGGUGGGGAACUGGACAGGAGACUAUAGCAAUGGCACUGCCCCGUAUGUGUGGGCCAGCAGUGUACCCAUUCUCCAGCAGCACUACAUCACCAGUAUGCCUGUACGCUUUGGCCAGUGCUGGGUUUUCUCUGGAGUCCUGACCACAGCACUGAGAGCAGUGGGCAUCCCAGCUCGCAGCGUGACUAACUUUGAGUCAGCCCACGAUACAGAAAAGAACCUCAGAGUAGACAUCUACCUGGAUGAAUCGGGCAAGACAAUUCCACAUCUGACCAAAGACUCUGUCUGGAAUUUCCAUGUGUGGACAGAUGCCUGGAUGAAAAGACAGGAUCUACCCCAGGGCCAUGAUGGUUGGCAGGUCCUGGAUUCUACACCACAGGAAAUCAGCGAAGGACAGUUCCGCAUUGGACCUUCACCGUUGUCUGCUAUCCGCCAGGGAGCGGUCCAAACCAUGUAUGACACCACAUUUGUGUUCACGGAGGUGAACGGUGACAAGUACAUCUGGCUGGUGAAGCAGAACCAGGAAAGGGAGAAGAACGUCCUCAUCGCCGUGGAGACUGCUAGCAUCGGCAAGAACAUCAGCACCAAGAUGGUGGGCGAGAACAGGCGUCAAGAUAUUACCUUGCAUUACAAGUUCCCAGAAGGCAGCCCAGAGGAGAGGAAGGCCAUGGAGAAGGCCUCUGGGAAACGUCCUGAUGACAACUCUCGGACACUGAGCAACAGCCUUCACAUAUCUGUCCUCCAGAACUCUGUGGAGCUAGGGCAUCCUAUCAAUUUGACCAUCGUGUUGAAGAGGAAAACGGCCACACCACAGAAUGUCAACAUUUCAUGCUCCCUUGACCUACAGACAUACACAGGCAACAAGAAGACAAACCUGGGAGUCAUCCAGAAGACCGUGCAGAUUCAAGGCCAAGAAUCAGAGGUGUCUCUCAGCAUGGAUUCCAGUCUCUACAUCUAUAAACUGGGCAUGGUUGAUGAUGAGAUGGUCAUUAAAGGGUUCAUCAUUGCAGAAAUUGUUGAUUCUGGUGAACGGGUAGCCACUGAUACGACCCUGUGUUUCCUGUACUCUGCCUUCUCUGUAGAGAUGCCGAGCACAAGCAAGGUCAACCAGCCUCUGACCAUCACCUGCAACUUCAAGAACACCCUGCCCAUCCCUUUGACUAACAUCAAGUUCUCAGUGGAAAGCCUGGGCCUCAAUAACAUGAAGUCCUGGGAGCAAGAGACGGUGCCGCCCGGAAAGACCAUCAAUUUCCAGAUAGAAUGCACCCCAGUGAAAACUGGACCCAGGAAGUUCAUUGUCAAGUUUAUUUCCAGACAAGUGAAAGAGGUUCACGCCGAGAAGGUCGUUCUCAUCACAAAGUAGCCCAUCUGAUACCACUGAGAUGGAGGCAGGAGCCCUGAUUGGCUCUGAGCCUUGGUUAAGCAUGUUAGCAUUUCCUAAAUUGCAUUUAGCUCUCAGGUCAGGAAUGAUUAAAUUUU